GCAACCGCAUUUUUAAAAACGCGUACAAACACAAAAAAAUCACAAGUGGGGUAUUUUCUAACGUACUUUAUGUCGAGGAACAAAACGUGAAAAUGUAUCGCCCUUGUGCUAACCACGGCCCUACUUUCAGGUAUCUAAACAAACACACAUUCAAAAAACAAACAAACAAAAACUUCAGGGCGGAGGAACCGGAACCGGAAAACCGGAGGUUUACCCCGCUACCGUAAACCUAGUGCAGCGUGUCGUAAAACCGACUUGUAACAGUGUGGAUGGAUAAGUCAAACCCUAUUGUCACCGCGGUGGAUUUCACAUUUGGAAAUAUGUGAUAGUAUCACUAAUCUGGCUGCGUGUUCACACAGACCGGUACCGUAACUCAGCGAUGGACUCCAUGUAGGCUUUUAGCAGCCAGAAGAUGGUCUCCAACAAAACAAGCUCGGAAAUGGCAACAUACAACGCCGAAGCCGCUGCUGGACACUCUGUUGUGGUGGAGGUGAGCCCAGACAUCCAUAUCUGUGGCUUAUGCAAGCAGCAGUACAAUAAUUUUGAGGUAUUCCUUGCCCACAAGCAAAAUGGAUGUUCCCUACCUGCCUCUGGCACAUCAGCCGUCACUGCAACAGCCUCUAUUACGGAUUCCAGCACCGGAUUUGUAUUCGAGGAAGCCUACCAGACCUGCGUUAUGAGAGGUGUCAGAAAGCUCCUGACAAAAGCACAGAAAACACCUUCCAAAAAAUUAAAAUCUGCCCUGGCUUCAAAGAGACACAGCUGCUGUUUCUCAGGUUGCAAUUUUAAAACACAGUAUGGCCAAAAAGACAUGGAGCGGCAUCUGAAAACCCACACUGGUGAGAAGCCGUUUGAAUGUGAGCUGUGCCACAAGCGCUUCAGUCGGCGGGACAAGCUCAACAUGCACAGCCGCUCGCACACAGGCGAGAAGCCACACAAAUGUAAACACUGUCCAUAUGCAGCAGCAGACAGCAGCAGUCUAAAGAAGCACCUGCGUAUCCACUAUGAUGAGCGGCCAUUUAAGUGCCAGAUCUGCCCUUAUGCCAGCCGCAACUCCAGCCAGCUCACCGUGCACCUCCGCUCGCACACUGGGGAUGCACCUUUCCAGUGCCAACAGUGUGAUGCAAAGUUCAAAAUCAACUCGGACCUGAAGAGGCACAUCCGGAUUCACUCUGGUGAAAAGCCUUACAAAUGUGAAUUCUGCGAGUACCGCUGCGCCAUGAAAGGCAACCUGAAAUCUCACAUUCAGAUCAAACACGGCACUGAGAACUCCUUCCACUGCGUGCACUGCGAUUUCAGAUGUUCCAACAAAACUGCUCUGCGGCAGCACUCACGAGAACACCAACCCACUCAACCCAUGCAGUGUUCCAAGUGCACUUACUCUUGCUCCAGCAAGGGGGCGCUCAAAGCCCAUGAGAGGAUUCAUUCGGAGGAGCGCCCCUUUAAAUGUGACUUCUGCAGCUUUGCCUCCAAGCAGCGCAGCAAUCUUGUCAUUCACAAGAAGAAGUUCCACUCAGAUAAGCCUGACAAUGGGAAAGGCAGCAGAAGUGGAGGAAGCAGCAGGGGCAGUGACUCUCCAAAGCGUGCCAGCUCUAGGUAUCGGGCCAAACUCGACGCAGCUCGAGCCUUCUGCUGUGACUCAUGCAGUGCUUCAUUUGUUAGAGAAGACUCUCUGCGGAGCCAUAAGAAGCAACACAGAGAUGCUCAGAAUGUACUGCAGCUCCAGCUCUCCACAACAGCCAGUGCACUCAACUUGAUUCCUGUCACAGCGUCGCAGAGCAACACCCAGCUUGAAGUUCCUAUCCCGUCUGAUUCUAUGUCUCCUUACAGCAGUGCACAGCUCAAAAUCAUUGUAUCUCACCCUCUGGGCCAGGAGAAUCCCUUAAUCCCAGCCGCUGUGGAUAGUCCAAAUAAGACCAACAUGGUCCUGCUGAGCCCAGAAAACCAGGACAUGGUAGUCAACUCCAUGAUCCAGCAGGUCAACCUGUUGGCUCCGGUGCGACCCCUGGGGUCAUCCCAGACUGCAGAAGCCACCCUUGAACACCAAACAGUCCUCUUGACGCAGCUCAGCCCCGAAGACACCCACAACCCGCUCCAGCAGGCCCUGCUGCAGACGGCCAUAGGCGCUCAGGACCCCAGCAGCGGCGCACAGACUUUCAUUACCACCUGCUCUGAACUGGAGGGUCUCAACGCUUUGAUCCAGGACGGUGGCACCGAGGUAACAGUAGUGACAGAAGGGAACACCUCCACCAUGACCACAGCGGCUCCAGCCGACAUGGUGUGUGGUCCAUCGGACGACAUGUCCAAGACAGCAGGGGUGGUUACGAUCGACGAGAGUGCCUUACCCUGUGAGGAAACUGCAUUACUGGUGCCAAAUAUGGGCCUGGGCAGCCAGAACGUGGUCAUCCAUGGUGUUCCACUGAUUGUGUCCACUGAGUCACAGCAGACUGCAAUUGAGCAACUCUCUCCUCACACACUCUAUUCAGAUUCACACACACUGGAGGGAAUCCCACAAUGAACAGAGGGUUUGUGUAUUUUGCUGUUAAGGUAAAGACUGUAACUUCUUCAUAAGCUAUUUCUUUGCGAGUAAGAACUCUUAGGUCUAGAGAUUGUAUAUUCAUUACCACCUGCCGUUGUACUAGUUUGUAGUAGUUUAAUCAUUAACAGUUGUAGUAAGAAAAUACUUGUUUUUGUUUCAGAUUUUAGAAUAAUUAAUUGUUUGUCAUAGGACAUUGGUUCCACCUAUAAUGUUAUCACAUUUAAUAUUGAAUAAUUUCUGAA
Molecule: messenger RNA, 2781 nt
Organism: Monopterus albus (swamp eel)
Lineage: Eukaryota; Metazoa; Chordata; Actinopteri; Synbranchiformes; Synbranchidae
Gene: zfp64
Product: zinc finger protein 64 homolog (mouse)
Exons: 6
Coding region: 413-2518 (701 amino acids)
Biological process (GO): positive regulation of transcription by RNA polymerase II
Cellular component (GO): nucleus
Source: RefSeq, a predicted model, not a curated record